Austrofundulus limnaeus is the source of this 882-nucleotide messenger RNA. RefSeq names its product early nodulin-75. Lineage: Eukaryota; Metazoa; Chordata; Actinopteri; Cyprinodontiformes; Rivulidae. The annotation marks the transcript as partial. The transcript has 2 exons. The record is from RefSeq and is a predicted model, not a curated record.
CCUCGACCAGACCUCCCAGUUGCCCCAUCCUCAAAGCCCCCACCAGAUACCCCAGUCACCUCAUCAUCCAAGCCCCCAACAGAUACCCCAGUCACCCCAUCCACAAAGCCCCCACCAGACAUCCCAGUCACCCCAUCCUCAAAGCCCCCAACAGACAUCCCAGUCACCCCAUCCACAAAGCCCCCAACAGAUAUCCCAGUCACCCCAUCCUCAAAGCCCCCAACAGAUAUCCCAGUCACCCCAUCCUCAAAGCCCCCAACAGAUACCCCAGUCACCUCAUCAUCCAAGCCCCCAACAGACACCCCAAUCACCCCAUCCACAAAGCCCCCACCAUACAUCCCAGUCACCCCAUCCUCAAAGCCCCCACCAGAUAUCCCAGUCACCCCAUCCUCAAAGCCCCCAACAGAUACCCCAGUCACCCCAUCCUCAAAGCCCCCACCAGACAUCCCAGUCACCUCAUCCUCAAAGCCCCGACCAGAUACCCCAAUCACCCCAUCCUCAAAGCCCUGACCAGACCUCCCAGACACCCCAUCCUCAAAGCCCCCACCAGUUACCCCAGUCAACACAUCCUCAUAGCCCCCACCAGACAUCCCAGUCACUCCAUCCUCAUAGCCCCCACCAGUUAUCCCAGUCACCCCAUCCUCAAAGCCCCCACCAGACAUCCCAGUCACUCCAUUCUCAAAGCCCCCAACAGAUACCCCAGUCACUCCAUCCUCGUAGCCCCCACCAGAUACCCCAGUCACCCCAUCCUCAAAGCCCCCACCAGAUACCCCAGUCAUCCCAUCCUCAAAGCCCCCACCAGACAUCCCAGUCACCCCAUCCUCAAAGCCCCCACCAGAGAGUCCAGCGACCCCGUCCUUUGAGCUUCCACCAGACAAUGCC